Messenger RNA from Rasamsonia emersonii CBS 393.64, 1479 nucleotides. Its product is annotated as 3-ketosteroid reductase. Gene Ontology annotation, cellular component: lipid droplet; mitochondrial outer membrane; endoplasmic reticulum membrane. The transcript has 4 exons. NCBI's taxonomy places the organism in Eukaryota, Fungi, Ascomycota, Eurotiomycetes, Eurotiales, Trichocomaceae. The coding region runs from base 1 to 1479 and encodes 492 amino acids. Gene Ontology annotation, biological process: ergosterol biosynthetic process. The record is from RefSeq and is a predicted model, not a curated record. Gene Ontology annotation, molecular function: 3-beta-hydroxysteroid 3-dehydrogenase (NADP+) activity.
AUGUUUUUUAUACUCUUAAAACUCUGGGAAUUUUGUUUGGUCGCUUCUCAUGAAGAUAUAUAUAGUCCUGGAUCAAUCAUGUUUGAUUUGAGCUCCGCGACUUCUAUCACGCCAGGCAUGGCCUCCGAUCUGCCUGCCCCUGCUAUGUUCUCCAUUGACCCUCCCGACAAGCUCGAAAACAAUGUCGUCGUGCUUGUCACGGGAGCCAACACCGGUCUCGGCCUCUCCACGUGUUGCCGACUGAUCGACGAAUUCCUACAUUCCCACCCCGUCUCGCACCGCCUGACCGUCAUCUUCACGACUCGAAACAGCCCGCAGAAGAUCAAGGACACGUAUGCCCACCUGCGAAACCACCUCGCCCGCCAUGACAAGGGCGACAGCAAAAAUGCUUCGCAACGGGUCAGGCUCCUGUCCGAGACGGUCGACCUGGCGAACCUCAAGUCAGUCCGCGCCCUGUCGCGUCGCCUCAACAAGAACAUCCCUAAAUUGGAUGCUGUCAUCCUGAAUGCCGGAAUUGGCGGCUGGUCCGGCUUGAAUUGGCCGCUCGCCGUCUGGUGUAACCUGACGGACGUCGUCAAUGCGACGACCUGGCCGGUCUACAAACUCAGCUAUGUGGGCAUGUUGACUGAAAAGCAGACGAGGCUGCCCGAGGAGAGCCCGCUGGGUGCGGUGUUCUGCGCCAAUGUCUUCGGUCACUAUAUGCUGGCACACAAUCUCAUGCCAUUGCUGAGACGCUCCGGACAACCCAACGGGCCUGGUCGGGUCAUCUGGAUCUCCAGCGUCGAGGCAACUAUCAAACUCUUCGAUGUGGACGAUAUCCAGGGAUUGAAGUCCACCAAGGCGUACGAGAGCUCCAAAUCGUUGAUGGAUCUCUUGGCCUUGACGUCUGAUCUACCCAGUACCGCUCCAUGGGUCAAUAGCUUCCUUUCAACAAGCGAUUCUGAUCAAUCCGCCGAACCCUGCCACGGACCACCCCCGAAAAUCUACGUUAGCCAUCCGGGCAUUUUCGGCACUUCGAUCGUCCCGCUCCCGUUACCUCUCUUCUGGGGUAUGAUCGGGGCCUUCUUCCUCGCUCGGUGGCUGGGAUCGCCAUGGCACACCAUCUGGACAUAUCUCGCCGCCUCUGCUCCCGUUUGGCUUGCCCUGAGCCCGCAGUCCGUCUUGGACGAGGCAGAGGCACCGUACAGGCAGAACGGCGGCGGUCUCGUCAAAUGGGGCUCCUCGUGUGACCGACUGGGUCGCGACCGGCCGGCGAGCACCGAGGUCGAUGGCUGGGGCUACGGCGGCGUCGUGGGCGGCGCAAUCCUGGAGGAAGACGCGCGACGUCGCCGCAAGCGGGGCGCCAAAGAUCUCACGGCCGAGGACAAGGCUCGUUUCGAAGAACUCGGUCGACGCUGCUGGCAGGAGAUGGAACAGCUUCGCAUCGAGUGGGAGAAACUCCUCGACAAGGACGAAGCUGCUGCCGGUGCCGAUAAAUAG